Molecule: messenger RNA, 818 nt
Organism: Vigna radiata var. radiata (mung bean)
Lineage: Eukaryota; Viridiplantae; Streptophyta; Magnoliopsida; Fabales; Fabaceae
Product: translationally-controlled tumor protein homolog
Exons: 5
Coding region: 135-638 (167 amino acids)
Cellular component (GO): cytoplasm
Molecular function (GO): calcium ion binding
Source: RefSeq, a predicted model, not a curated record
AAUCUACAAACCCUGGACUAUAUAUAGCAGCUGCGUAAUCAGGUUCAGUCCUUCUGUCUCGCGUCGCUCCGUUCCAGCCUUCAUUGCACAAAACCCUCUAGUCGUCGGAGCGAUCCGAGAGAAAUUCUGCAAACAUGUUGGUUUACCAGGACCUCCUCACAGGUGAUGAGCUUCUCUCUGACUCCUUCCGCUACAAAGAAAUUGAGAAUGGAAUGUUGUGGGAAGUUGAGGGAAAGUGGGUUGUUAAAGGAGCAGUUGAUGUAGACAUUGGGGCAAACCCUUCUGCCGAAGGUGGUGAGGACGAGGGUGUUGAUGACUCGGCCGUCAAAGUUGUAGAUAUUGUUGACACCUUUAGACUCCAGGAACAACCUCCUUAUGACAAGAAAACAUUUAUUGCCUUUAUGAAAAAAUUUAUCAAGAAUUUGAGUGGCAAACUUGAAGGAGAGCAACUGGACUUGUUUAAAAAACACAUUGAGGGGGCAACCAAAUACCUGCUCCCUAAGCUUAAAGAUUUUCAAUUUUUUGUUGGGGAGAGCAUGCAUGAUGAUGGUUGCGUGGUCUUAGCCUACUACAAGGACGGCGCCACCGAUCCGACAUUCCUCUACUUUGCAUCUGCCUUGAAGGAGAUUAAGUGCUAAGCGGAUCGAUAUACAAGGGCUUAUUUACCAUCAUUUUAUCCUUUUUAAGUUACUUGGAACUUUGCCUUGGUAAUUUUGAUUUAAUGACUAGACAUAUGGUACUUUCUUAUAUUUUCUAUCAAAUUUAGAUAUUAUGGAUUGUAGUUUCAUUAAUUUAUGAAUUUCGAAUGUCGGUGAGAA